Eubalaena glacialis (North Atlantic right whale) is the source of this 2111-nucleotide messenger RNA. RefSeq names its product MYST/Esa1 associated factor 6 (gene MEAF6). The transcript is spliced from 7 exons. The record is from RefSeq and is a predicted model, not a curated record. Bases 24 to 599 code for a protein of 191 amino acids. Gene Ontology annotation, cellular component: NuA4 histone acetyltransferase complex. Lineage: Eukaryota; Metazoa; Chordata; Mammalia; Artiodactyla; Balaenidae.
GCCACCGCCCGCCUCGGCACAACAUGGCGAUGCACAACAAGGCGGCGCCGCCGCAGAUCCCGGACACCCGGCGGGAGCUGGCGGAGCUCGUGAAGCGGAAGCAGGAGCUGGCGGAAACACUGGCAAACUUGGAGAGACAGAUCUAUGCUUUUGAAGGAAGCUACCUGGAAGACACUCAGAUGUAUGGCAACAUUAUUCGUGGCUGGGAUCGGUAUCUGACCAACCAAAAAAACUCCAAUAGCAAAAACGAUAGAAGGAACCGGAAGUUUAAGGAAGCAGAGCGGCUCUUCAGUAAAUCCUCAGUUACUUCAGCAGCUGCAGUAAGUGCAUUGGCAGGAGUUCAGGACCAGCUCAUUGAAAAGAGGGAGCCAGGAAGUGGGACGGAAAGUGAUACUUCUCCAGACUUCCACAAUCAGGAAAAUGAGCCCAGCCAGGAGGAUCCUGAGGAUCUGGAUGGAUCUGUGCAGGGAGUGAAACCUCAGAAGGCUGCUUCUUCUACUUCCUCAGGGAGUCAUCAUAGCAGCCAUAAAAAACGAAAGAAUAAAAACCGGCACAGGAUUGAUCUGAAGUUAAACAAAAAACCACGAGCUGAUUAUUAGAAGACUCAUUAGUGCAGAAGCGUCCAGGCUAUAGAGCCCUGCUUCCCUCCUCCGACCUCACAAAGAUAAACACCCCUCACCUGGCUGCGUGGCCAUCCAUCUCUGCUUUCCCAGACCCGGUGCCUGUGACUCUGAGUAGUUUGUUCUGAAAUGUGGUGACAAACAAGUCAUUUCUGUAAGACUAUAUCGGAGCAUUUACUUUGUGUCAUUUUCAGUAACAAUUGCAGGAAGACCCAAGACAUUGUUUUAAUCCCAGCAAGUUGCUAACUGUGCAUUUCUCCCUUCUUGGAACCAAUGUCUCCCCCGUCAAACUGGCUGGCACCAGCUUCAUCUGUGAUGCGCAUCGAUAAAUGUUCUCUAGGUUUGUUUUAUGCUGAACGUAGAACAAGUCACAUUUCAGAGGGAGGCUGUAAAUAUCUGGCGUUUUCUUAUUUUGUUUGUGUUUUAUCAUUUUUCUAUGAUUGUUUUUACCGUCUUAUUUUCUUUUGAGGCUUUUUGUAAUGCCAUUGUACAGCUCAUACCUUCCUGCUGACAUAUCUGAUAAUCUGUUUCGUGCAGUUGCCAAUAUUCUUAACUGAAAAUAAUUUGGUUUACCAUAAAUAAAAUGGGGACUUGGCUUUCUGUUUUUUUUUGCAGACGGAAGGUAAGGAGUGUUUGUUUAAUAAUUACCUAUCUUAAAUCUUUUUGAGUUGGAAGCAGUUUCAUGUUCAAGGAACAGGAAAAGCUGAAAAACAUAAGUUUAAAUCAAUCCUUUUUAAAUAGGUAUUUUUAUUCUUUUGUUAUAAAUAAAAUUUCACAGGCUUUGACUUCUCAUCCUUCACUUUUAAACUUGAGAUUGUUUUUUCACUUACUUAUUCGUAUCAUGCCUUACAGAAAUUUCUUUUUCCAUCUUUGAUGGUAUUUGCCUGAUUAAAUAUUGCUCUAAAAAUCACUAAGGCAAAUGGAAAGGCUCUAAAUUGUACCCAAAGCUGAUAACGCCUAGAGUCCUUGAGCAAAGUGAAUGACAGGAUCACCGAGAGGCCACGAUGCCCAGCAAAUGCCCCUUCCUUUCAGGGUGGAUGGGCUGAGGAACCCGUUGACGGUUGUUACCUGCCUCUGGAGCAGCGGCCAUCCACCUUGGCUGCACAUUGGAAUCACCUGGGAUGCUUACAAAAAUACCAGUGCCUGGGUCCCACUCCCCAAGACUCUGACUCGGGUAUAGCCUCGUAUUGGGGAUAUUCUUUCGAAGAGUCCCUGGCAUUCUGAUAAGAAACCAAGUUGAGAACCACUGCAUUAGGAGACUGGAUUGUUCGAUUUAAAUCCUGUGUCAUGAAUCAGUCUAAGGGAUAAGCUGUGGGGCCUCACCUUUCCUUUGACUCUAUUUAGUCAUAGUCCUUUACUAUGUCCAUAUCUUUGUUAGAAAAAAUAUGUUCCAUUUGUGGCAAUAUUGGUAGAGCUGAAAUAUGGAUGGCGUCUAUUAUCUAAACACGUCUACCUUGUCAGAUGUGCAAAAGCUUCCUCUUGUUCUCAAAU